AAAUGGAUCUUUUGCAACAACUAAAGGAUAACAGUGUUUAUGUGAAAGGAGCAGCUGCAGUAGCUAUUCCGAUUUCCCUUUUGGGGAUUUACGGUAUACACAAUUUAUUAACAAGGAAUGCUGAGAAUUCUAAAAGACCUGGAAGGGGAAAAGAAUGUUCAUAUUUGCUUAAUGACUCUUGGCGUGAAAUCCAUCAAUCAUUGACAGAAAAUUCGCAGGUAAAAGAAAACAUUUUGAAAAACAUAUCGGAGAUGAGGACUAAAAAUGACACAACACUGAAUAUUCUACUCCUUGGACAAGCCGGAAGUGGGAAAUCUUCCUUUGUUAAUGCGUGUUUGACAGCUUUACUACAAGAGGGAAGAGUUAUUAAACGAGCUGCCGUUGGAGCAGUGGGGUCCGAGAGUAUAACAGAAAGGGUAAACUCUUAUCAGCUAGAAAUAAAAACUGGUGGUAUAACGAAACACUUACCCGUAAAAUUGUUUGAUAUCCGAGGACUUUUUAAGGGAAACAAAGGAGUACGGACCGAAGACAUCAAGAAGAUUUGCGAAGGCCAUAUCAAAGCUGGAUAUUUGAUAGAUCCCAAGGAAGGAAUUAAGUCUGAUGACAAAAAGUGUUGUCAAGAGCCACCAAAGAAAGGAAAGAUACACUGUAUUGUUUACGUUUUGGCGGCCGAUGAAGACGGAUUCGUUCAGGAUGAAGUUUUGGAUCAAUUUAAGACUAUAAAAAAGAUAUGCAAAGAAGACAUACCCCAGCUUAUUCUUCUGACAAAAAUCGACCGUCUUGGAAACAAUGACAUCACCCAGAUCUUCAGAGACAAAAGAGCAAAAGAAAGUUGUGAGCAGGCGGCAAACUUCCUCAGUCUUUGCCCUAAUGACGUUUUCCCCCAGUCCAGCUACAACGAUGAAGUAGUCCCGUGUGACUACAAGGAUCUGAUAACUCUGUUUAACAUUAAGACAAUAAUGGAGAGAGCUAACGAUUGGCUGAAAAUACCUGAUCUCUCCCGCGAUGAUUCACUUCAAGACGAGAUUACAACAUAAAUUAAUUGGAUUUUGAAAUGAAACUUUCACUAAGUUUUUAGAUUAUUUAUUUAUAUUUGCUGCUUGAUCAAGAAAAUUUCAAUUUGAAAUCAGAUUAUACUGACUGUAUGUACAUGUGUGCGUGAUAAUGCAUUGUAUAUAAGAAGGUGCAGUGUAUCAUAUGUAUGAGAAUCCUGUGUAUUAAUUAUAAAGAUCUUAAAAAUUAAAUUAUAUACAUAAUCACAACUGACUGGCCAUACCAUGAACAAUGACAUUCUCCUGUGUAUGUUCAGCUAAUGAAUAUUUAGCAAAGGAUUCCGUGGACGUUAAGACAAAGUUCACCUCCAAGUUUACAGGAAUCAAAACAUUGACAAUGGUUUCUUUUUUUAAAAAUCACUCAAAUUCAACAAAACAUUUGACUUACUAGAAUUUUCACUUACCAUUUUCAGUCAUCGAUUAAAAUUCAUUACAUCAUAUUAUUUUAUCAUUUUAUAUAUUAAAAAAAACAUAUAAUUUUAUCAUUGGAAAUACAAUCGAAUACAUUUUGAAGAUGUGAGAUUUUUUUUUUAAUCUUAUGCUAUGUGUUCAA
Saccostrea echinata is the source of this 1605-nucleotide messenger RNA. RefSeq lists its product as uncharacterized. Bases 3 to 1037 code for a protein of 344 amino acids. The record is from RefSeq and is a predicted model, not a curated record. NCBI's taxonomy places the organism in Eukaryota, Metazoa, Mollusca, Bivalvia, Ostreida, Ostreidae. The transcript has 8 exons.